AUGUUUGCAUCGCUGGAAACAAAGGCACAUGAUCAUGAUGCACUGGAUAAAUGCUUUACUGAUCCUGACUAUCUGCAGUUACUGCAAAUCGCUCAGAACGGUCUGAAGAAGACAUCUUCUCCGAAGCGCAUCAUCAUCGUGGGAGCAGGAAUCUCUGGCUUGACUGCAGCAAAACUACUGGAGGAGGCUGGACACGAGAUCAUAUUGAUUGAAGCGAGCCAGCGCAUUGGUGGACGUGUGCACACCCACAGGAAUGAGAGCGGGGGCUGGUACGCUGAACUGGGAGCAAUGAGGAUACCCAGUUUUCACAGGCUUGUCCUGACCUUCGCUGAAAGAAUGGGUUUAAAACUGAACCCCUUCAUUGAGGACAACAGGAACACCUGGUACCAGGUGAACGGGGUCCACAAGAGAGCCUACACUGUGGAGGAGAAUCCAGAUGUGCUGAGGUACCCUGUGAGCGCCCAGGAACGAGGGAAAUCAGCAGGCAGGCUCUUCAAUGAGUCUCUCUGGGCUCUGAUCUCUGAAAUAAUGAUCCUACAGGUGAUGGAUGAUCUGAAGAAGAGUGGAUACAAUUGCAGCGAGGUGAUGGAGAAAUACGACUCCUACUCUGUGAAGGAGUAUUUAGUUAAAGAGGGUAACCUGAGUGAAGGGGCUGUGCGUAUGAUUGGAGAUAUUCUCGAUGAGAACAGUUUCUUUUUCACCGCCUUCACUGAGAGUCUAAGAAUCGAAUAUGACAUCAAUGAUAAUACCAGGUACUUCGAAAUCAGUAAUGGUCUGGAUAACCUUCCGAGAGCAUUUUAUGAAUCUCUCAGUGCUGUUGUUCUCCUGGACUCCAGAGCUGUCAGGAUAGAGCAGAGCAGAAAGGGUGUCACUGUGUUUUAUCAGAGCCAGAAGGAUUCCUCCGUCAUGAACGUCAGUGCUGAUUACCUGCUCCUCACUGCCACCGCCACUGCCAAAGCCUCUCUGUUUAUAGACUUCUCACCCCCCCUGUCAGCCAGCAAGAUGGAGGCUCUUCGCUCGGUUCACUACUCCAGCUCUACCAAGAUCUUCCUGAGCUUUCGACAGAGGUUCUGGGAGAAAGAAGGGAUCUGGGGAGGGAAGUCGAUCACCGAUCUUCCAUCCAGGUUCAUCUAUUACCCCAGUCACAGCUUCCAGGGCACAGACGGAGGGGUGAUUCUUGCUUCAUACACCGCCUCAGACGACUCUGCCCUGUUCCUGGGGCUCAGCGAUCAGGAGUGUAUGGAGGUGGCUCUUGAAGAUCUCGUCAAGAUUCACGGAGGAGAGAUUCGCGCUCUCUGGGACGGAGCAGGAGUGGUGAAGAAGUGGAGCUUAGAUCCAUACAGUCUCGGUGCCUUUGCCAUAUUCACCCCCUAUCAGCUGAAUGACUAUUCCUCCACUCUAUUCAAGAACGAAGGGAGAAUACACUUUGCUGGAGAGCACACUGCACUUCCACAUGCCUGGAUUGAGACAGCCAUGAAGUCGGCUAUCAGGGCAGCCAGCAACAUCAACAACGUGAGGCUGGAACAGUAA
Acipenser ruthenus (sterlet) is the source of this 1530-nucleotide messenger RNA. RefSeq names its product L-amino-acid oxidase-like. The transcript has 6 exons. The record is from RefSeq and is a predicted model, not a curated record. NCBI's taxonomy places the organism in Eukaryota, Metazoa, Chordata, Actinopteri, Acipenseriformes, Acipenseridae. Gene Ontology annotation, molecular function: L-amino-acid oxidase activity; polyamine oxidase activity. Gene Ontology annotation, biological process: amino acid catabolic process. The coding region runs from base 1 to 1530 and encodes 509 amino acids.